Molecule: messenger RNA, 339 nt
Organism: Solanum tuberosum (potato)
Lineage: Eukaryota; Viridiplantae; Streptophyta; Magnoliopsida; Solanales; Solanaceae
Product: trypsin inhibitor 1-like
Exons: 3
Coding region: 28-297 (89 amino acids)
Biological process (GO): response to wounding
Molecular function (GO): serine-type endopeptidase inhibitor activity
Source: RefSeq, a predicted model, not a curated record
AAAAAAAAACAACACAAAAAGAGUAAUAUGGAGAAGUUAAUUGUUUUCUUGCUUCUUUCAUCAAUGUUGAUUCAACCUUUCACGGCUCAGUGCCCAGGAUUGAAAGUUACAUGGCCAGAACUUGUUGGGGUACCAGCAAAGUUAGCUAGAGAAACAAUUCAAAAGGAAAAUUCAAGACUAACUAUUGUUCCAAGUGUACUCAGUGGUUCUCCAGUUACAGCAGAUUUUAGUUGUAAUCGAGUUCGUCUUUUUGUUAAUGUCAUUGAUUUUGUUGUACAAGUUCCCCGGAUUGGUUAGCGAGAAAAAAUAUUUAUUCGCAUCGAAUGUAUACGUAUACGU